This is a messenger RNA of Sarcophilus harrisii (Tasmanian devil), 6299 nucleotides long. RefSeq names its product semaphorin 3G (gene SEMA3G). Lineage: Eukaryota; Metazoa; Chordata; Mammalia; Dasyuromorphia; Dasyuridae. Gene Ontology annotation, biological process: negative chemotaxis; semaphorin-plexin signaling pathway; positive regulation of cell migration. Gene Ontology annotation, molecular function: semaphorin receptor binding; chemorepellent activity. The transcript has 16 exons. Bases 602 to 2905 code for a protein of 767 amino acids. The record is from RefSeq and is a predicted model, not a curated record.
AUGUAUCUAGUGCAACCCUCUCAUUACACAGAUGAGAAACUGAGAUCCAGCCAGGCAGAUGAGGAGACCAAAGGCGCGCAGAUUCCACGGCAGAGUCCGGCUUUGAGCUGGGGUCCUCUGCGUCCAAAUUCGGCGCUCUUUCUGCUGCCCAAUCAAACCCAGCUCGUUUCAGAAGCAGGGAAACUGAGUCGGGCCAGGGGGAAGGGGCUUAUUCAAGGCUGCACUUCCAGGGGAGUCAGGACUGGCACCCAGCACUUCUGCCUGCCAGCCACGGCUCUUCCCAUUGCGCCGCACUGCCCCGACCCCGCGCGAUCUAAAACAAUAGUCGGGACUGCUCUGGCUUCCAAGGCGCGCGGGCUGCGGGAGCGGUCAGCGCCAAGCCGGUCUGUGUCCGGGCCCCCUUCCCCGUCCGUCAGUCCCCUCCCCACAGGCUCCUGGAGGAGCUGGGUGGGGCCAAGAGCGCUUUAUAAAGGGGCUGCCGGGCCGCCGAAGCAGCUCCUCCCGAGCAGAAGCAGAGCCCGGCUCACGCCGCUGCAGACUCAGCCCGGGGCAAGUUCUGGAGGAGGGCGCGGGCAGCAUCCGGACAGCUCCUCGGCGCGCCAUGGGCCUCGGCGGGCUGCUGGGCACCCUGCUGGUCACUCUGCUGGGCACCCUGGGAGCUGGCAAGAGCAGCGUGCCCCGCUUACAGCUCUCCUUCAGAGACCUCCUGGCCACAAACCGCUCCACCCUCUUCCUGGGCCCUCGGGGGAGAUUGGAUCUGAGGGCUCUGUACCUGGAUGAAUAUCGGGAUCGGCUGUUUCUGGGCGGCCGGGACACCCUCUACUCCCUGAGACUGGACCAUGCAGGGCCUGACCCCAAGGAGAUCUUAUGGCCUCCCCGACCGGGCCAGAAGGAGGAAUGUAUCCUGAAGGGCAGAGACCCCCAGAGCGAAUGCGCUAACUACGUCCGAGUGCUGCACCCCUACAACAGAACCCACCUGCUGGCCUGCGGCACGGGCGCCUUCCAGCCCCUGUGCGCCCUCAUCGCCGUGGGCCAUCGGGGGGAGCACGCGUUCUCCCUGGAGCGGGCCAGCGUGGAAGGCGGGCGGGGCCGCUGCCCCCACGAGCCCGACAGCCCCUUCUCCAGCGCCUUUGUGGGCGGAGAGCUGUACACGGGUCUCACCGCCGACUUCCUGGGCCGCGAGGCCGUGCUCUUCCGCAGCGGCGGCGCCCGGCCUGCCCUGCGCUCGGACACGGACCAGAGCCUCCUGCACGACCCCAGGUUUGUGGGCGCCGCCCUCAUCCCCGACAGUGGCGACCGGGACAACGACAAGGUCUACUUCUUCUUCUCGGAGGCGGCCGCCCUUCCCGACGGGGGCUCGGGCCAGGCCGUGGUCAGCCGCGUGGGCCGCGUCUGCGUGAACGAUGCCGGCGGGCAGAGGGUGCUGGUGAACAAGUGGAGCACCUUUCUGAAGGCCAGGCUGGUCUGCUCCGUGCCCGCCCCCGGGGGCGCCGACACCCACUUUGACCAGCUGGAGGACGUGUUCCUGCUGCGGACCAAGGACGGCAAGAGCCCCGAGGUGUACGCCCUGUUCAGCGCUGUCAGCGCCGUGUUCCAAGGCUUUGCUGUCUGCGCCUACCGCAUGGCCGACAUCUGGGAGGUCUUCCACGGGCCCUUUGCGCACAGGGACGGCCCCCGGCAUCAGUGGGGUCCCUACGGGGGCAAGGUGCCCUUCCCUCGGCCAGGGGUGUGUCCCAGCAAGACCACAACUCAGCCUGGCCGGCCCUUCGGCAGCACCAAGGACUACCCGGACGACGUGCUGCAGUUCACCCGGGCCCACCCCCUCAUGUUCCACCCGGUGCUGCCCCGGCACGGGCGCCCCCUCCUUGUCAAGACUCACCUGCCCUACCGACUUCUCCAGAUUGUGGUGGACCGAGUGGAGGCUGAGGACGGGGCCUACGACGUCAUCUUCCUGGGCACAGAUGCGGGCUCUGUACUCAAAGUCAUAGCUUUCCAGACUGGAAAGUCUGGGGAGCCCGAGGAGGUGAUCCUGGAAGAACUGCAGGUGUUUAAGGUACCCACGCCCAUCAUCGAGAUGGAGAUUUCUGUCAAAAGGCAAACGCUGUACGUGGGCUCCCCGCUGGGUGUGGCCCGGCUCCGGCUGCACCAGUGUGAGACGUACGGCAGCGCCUGCGCCGAGUGCUGCCUGGCCCGGGACCCCUACUGCGCCUGGGACGGCCACACCUGCGCCCACUACCAGCCCAGCUCUGGCAAACGGCGCUUCCGCCGGCAGGACAUCCGGCACGGCAACCCGGCGCUGCAGUGCCUGGGCCAGAGCCUCGGCGGUGAGCGGGAGGCCCCGGGGGACGUGAAGGCCACAGUGGUGUACGGCACGGAGCACAACAGCACCUUCCUGGAGUGCCGGCCCAAGUCCCCGCAGGCCGCCGUGCACUGGUUUGUGCAGAGGCCCAAGGACCAGCAGCCCGACCAGGUGAAGACAGAUGAACGUAUCCUACAAACGGAGCACGGGCUGCUCUUCCGGAGGCUCAAUCGCCUUGACGUGGGCACCUACUCGUGUAAGACCCUGGAGCACGGGUUUGCCCAGACGGUGGCCAAACUGGCCCUGGAGGUGAUCGGGGCUGAGCAGCUGGAGGGCCUGUUUCCCCGGGAGCCGGCAGAGGGGGAGGCCACCCCCAGGAGCGCCCCGACCCGGGCCUGGUACAAAGACAUCCUCCAGCUCAUCGGCUACGCCAACCUGCCCCGGGUGGAGGAGUACUGCGAGCGCGUGUGGUGCGGUGACCGGUACCGACGCAAGGGCAAGCACAGCAAGGGCAAGAGCUGGCUGGGGACCGAGCUGGGAAAGAAGGCGAAGAGCCGAGCCCAGGGGGAGCGCAAUCGGACCCCCCGGGAAGUGGAGGCUACAUAGGAGAGGGGCAGGUAGCUGGGACGGGGAGCGCAUUGCCCAGCUCUCUCGGAGGAAAGCCUCACUGGCCGCCCCGCUUUCCCCCUUCCCCCACAAGUAGCUGGGGCAGGGGUGUCCGGGGCCCAGACUGACCAUCUGGCCUAGCGCCUUCCUUUUGCAGGGAACUAAAAUCUCUGCCCCCCAGAACCAACAGGCAGGAACCCCGGGGCUGGAGAUUCCCCAAGCAUCUGGUGUGGCCUGGGGGGCCCUUUCCCUAAGCCUCUGUGCCACAGCCCGCACCCCUUCCUGCCAGCGUCGCCAGGGACUACCCGAGUCCCAGGAGGCCUGCUCAUGUUCCGCUGCCUUUGUUCUCCUUGGGAGGUGGGGUCUGCUUUUGCAAACGCAUUUCCAGCUGUGCCCAAAGAGGAGGCAGUUUUAUUUUUCUUUCUCAGCCUGUGAAACAAUAGCCAUUCCCGACAACUUUUAGGGUACCUGGGCCAGAGGGACCAGUCUCACAUUGAAGCGGUAGCAGGUGGGACGUGAGAUACUUUCCCUCAGGGUCUGGGGGAAGAGCAAUGAGGCUCAGAGCCAACUAUUUCCCUUCUUGUUCAGGAUAGGAAAACUGCCAGCAGAGUUUCUGCUAACUGAACUAAAUCUUCCUCAAGGUGGGUGGUGGGAGUGUUUGUAGGGGAAGGAGUAGAGACGAGGAAUUUGUUUUGACUCCAGACCAGACAUAUUGAUUUAGAGCCAAAGGACCUCAACGACCACCUCAUUCAGUCCCUCAUUUUAAGUAUGAGGUCCACAGAGAUUAAGUGAAUUACUCAAAAUUAUAAAGGUAGGAAGUGACAGGUUUGAACCAAGGCCCUUUGAUUCCAGAGCCAGCCAUUUUUUUUUCUAUUGUGCCACAUUGUCCCUGAUGUUCUAGCACUGCCUUUUUAUCCAUCUUUCCCCGUAACUGAGGCCGUAGGACACCUUUCAGUCCUAGCAUUCUGUUUUAAAACUGAGAGUCCCGGGACCCAUACUGCUCUCCACAUCCCCCAUCUUUGCCCCUUGCGGAGUCCCAUUAGAAUGAAGCAACUGGUUUAUCUGAGGUCCUAUUUCCCUCUGAUGAUUGGGGAACCAUUUGGCUGCCAACAAGAGACAAGUUUUAGGGAGCAGAAGAAAGAACCAGUUCUGUUCUCACAGUUCAAUAUGAACUUAAUAUGAAUUAACUAAAUAUUUAAUUUCUGAAUAAUGAAUUAACUAAAUUAACCUGCAACUUCAAAGGCUAUGGAAAUUCUGAGGAGGAGCAGCAGCAGGUCAGUAUUAAAAAAAAGAGCUAAUGCAAUAUGGGGUUGCGUUAAUAGAGUUCUCAAGUGCCUAGAAGAAAGGAAAUCAAGGAAUAUAAUAGUCCUGCUGCCCUUUGCCCUGGUUAGUCAGCCUCUGGAAUACUGUGUUAUAUUUUAGAAAAGACAUGGACAAGGGGGAGCAUGUGCAGAGGAAGAAUAUUGUUGCACAAAGAAUAGUUAAAGGAACUGGAGAUGUUUAACCUGGAGACUUGGGGGCAGGGAUCUGGGACAAGGAAGAGAAGAAACAUGGUCAUUGUCUUUAAAUAUUUGAAGAGCUGUCAUAUGGAAAAAGAAUUAGAUCUAUUUUGUGCAGCUCCAGAGGAUGAAAAUAGGAUCAAUGGGUGGAAGCGCCAGGGAGAUGGAUUUCAGAUUUUUAAUUUGAUAAUAGACUGACCCACAAGAGAGUGGGCUGCCUUUUGAAGUAGCAAGCAGAAGAUCGUGUCAAAACUGUUGUCUGCAGGAUAGGAACGAUGAAUUGAAAAAUCUCCAAACUGCCCAGAGCUUCCCCCUCCUAUUAUUGACAUUUCCUGGUUUUCUGAAAACAAUUUCCUUCUUUCUUCUUCAACUCCACCUCCCAUUCCCCCACUUAGAAUUUUUCUAGGUCCUGGCAUUGUUCUCUGUAAUAAUGACUGGUGUGAACUCAGAAAAUUCAGGUUCUCCAUUUCCUACCCCACAUGGUCAGAAAUUCUUGGAAGAUCUGGAGGGUGUGGGGGUAGGGAUAGAGUAGAGGGAAGUAGGCCCUGGAAUCUAGGGGAAGAGUGGUGGGGGGUGGAUAAUGAUAGAGAAUCUCUCUCUGAGUGUCAGAAUCCCUUCAGCUAGUCCAGAGUCUCCUCAGGAGCUUUGGGAGAAGCGAGGAAACUAUGCUGAGUCUCCCACUUUCUGCUGGGCAGGGUUCCGGAGGGGAUUUGGGUGUGAGAACCAGCUUACAUAGGGUUUUUUCCAGAAGAUGUUAAUUUAGAGAAAAAAUUAGGAAUUCUAAAUCUUGGAACAAGAUGUCUGUGUCUGGGACAAAUGCUACAUAGAGUCAUCCAGGGAAUAAUUCAGGGCUAGGAUUGGGGAAUGGGGGAGGAUUAAAUUGAAAAGACUUCCUAUUCCGAGGAUGAACAAUUUAAGAGAUGCAGGAAAAGGGCAAAAUAGGGUGAGGGGAGAGAAGUGCCAUGAGUCUGACAUUUCCUCCUCUUUGGGGGAAAUAACAUAGUGGGGUGGAGGGGAGUUUGCUCCUUUCUCUCAAACCCGUGUGUAGACUUCAUCCAUGUCUUCUGACAUAGAAUCAAUCUGAAAGCAUGAGAUGAGAGCAGAGUUGAUUUUCUCUCCUUCCUGGGACUGUUAUGAAUGUGGGAGAGAGGGCAAGGAGAAAGAGAAGGGAUGAAAGGGGAAAGAAGAAGUCUAAGAUAGGAAAUGGUGUUAUCCCAAGGCCUUCCUUGGGAUAAUGAGAAUGAGAGAGUGGGGCUAUAGCAAUCAAUGAAUAAUCCAGGUAUGAGCAGGGCCCCAGCUUAGCCCCAGUAAGUGUUCAUCACAUCCGUUAACUGGGUCAAGCCAAGAAGCAUUUAUUAAGUGUCUGUUCUAAUUGGGCAAGAGGAUGGUAGACAGGUCUUAGACACUGAACACAUUUCUAUGUGAUAAAAUAUCAGCCUUUUCUACCAGAUCUUGGUUUGGAAGCCUUUACUUUAAAUAUACCAUAUUGUUUCACUUGUGAAUAAGCCCUGUAAAUAUACCAUAUAUUUGAAUUUUAUUUUUCUAUGCUAGGUUCGAUCUUACAUAUAGAAUAUGCUCUUUGCCAUUGGAGUGUUUCCUAUUUUUUUACGAUAUAACUGUUAUUUAGUUCUCCAGAAGGAUGCCUACAGAAAACUGUCAUGUUAAACCUCUGGGGAUGGGGAGGAGGUUAGUAGUAUUUAUAUUUUUGGUUUUGUGCAUUUACUGUUCUACCAGAGCUGACUCUUCCUGCUUCGGUGGCCCAUGGAUGGAGAGCCGUAUUCUCCAGCCUAGGACAGGGGAAGCUAACAAGAAUUGGCUCGAAGUUUGCAAGGAGAAAGGAGCCGAGUGCAUUGUUUGUGGGAAACUAAGAUUGUUUAUUAAACUGGGAAAACUCA